AUGUCUACUCCCCGACGUACUAAGGUCGUUGUUGCCCGCGAUUUAGGGCCCAAUGUCAUGCCGCUGCUGUUGGAGCAUCCCGAGUUGGAGGUUAUCGCUUGGCCGUAUGACACGAAGCCGUGCGACCGCAAGUGGCUGCUUGAGAACAUACCCGGCGCGUCUGGUGUCCUUGUGAUGCUAUCUGACAAGGUAAGGAGACCUAGCUUACAAGUCGUAUCGACAAUGUCCGUUGGAUAUGAGCACGUACAAAUCCCCGAGCUUAGGACACGCAACAUCAAGCUGGGAUACACUCCGGACGUUCUAACCGAGGCUGUGGCCGAUCUGUCGAUCAUGCUCGCCCUGAUGGCUGGGCGAAACGUCAAGGAAACUACCGAGGUGUGGCCCAACUUCGUCUGGUCACCUUUCGGAUUCUGCGGCCCACAGCUCAGCGCGAACCCCGUUAACCCGAAACCUACCGCCGGAUUUAUCGGCUUUGGACGCAUUGCGCAGGCAACCCUGGCUCGCCUUGUGCCAUUUGGCUUCGCUCGCUGCCUUUACACUGCAAACCCCUCCACACCGCCUGACGCGAAAGCCGACGCCCAAGUGGCUGCAAAGUACGGCGUGAAGGAGGUCCGGCGCGUGGACCUCGCCGAGCUUGCGCGGGAGAGCGACGUCGUGUUCGUGCUUGCUCCAGGCGGCGUCUCGACGCACCACAUCGUCGACGAAGCAUUCCUGAGGCAGAUGAAGAAGACUGCGGUGCUGGUGAACACCAGCCGCGGGACGUUGGUCGAUUCGGAUGCACUGUCGAAAGCUCUCCACGAAGGCUGGCUUUACGGGGCUGGGAUUGACGUCGUCGAAGGCGAGCCGAAGGUUGAUCAGAAUCAUCCGCUUGUGACGGCACCCAGAUGUAUCGUUUUGCCUCAUAUUGCGAGUGCGACCACGGAGACACGUCUUCAAAUGGCGACCUUGGCGGCAAAUAACUUGAUCAACGGGGUCUUGGGUGCACAGAUGCCCGUAGAGUUGAACAUCACCCGGUAG
Molecule: messenger RNA, 1017 nt
Organism: Trametes versicolor FP-101664 SS1
Lineage: Eukaryota; Fungi; Basidiomycota; Agaricomycetes; Polyporales; Polyporaceae
Exons: 7
Coding region: 1-1017 (338 amino acids)
Cellular component (GO): cytosol
Molecular function (GO): glyoxylate reductase (NADPH) activity; NAD binding; hydroxypyruvate reductase [NAD(P)H] activity
Source: RefSeq, a predicted model, not a curated record